Molecule: messenger RNA, 815 nt
Organism: Octodon degus (degu)
Lineage: Eukaryota; Metazoa; Chordata; Mammalia; Rodentia; Octodontidae
Product: odorant-binding protein 2b
Exons: 7
Coding region: 29-730 (233 amino acids)
Molecular function (GO): small molecule binding
Source: RefSeq, a predicted model, not a curated record
CCUGCUCAGCCACGAACACAGCGCUGGGAUGAAGACCCUGCUCCUGACGCUUGUGCUGCUCGGCCUGGUGGCUGCCCUGCAGGCCCAGGACCCCCUGUCCCUCCAGCCAGAGGAGCCAGAUGUGAGGCUGGGUGGGGGCGGCAACUGGGACGGUUUGGGGGCACUGUGUAAGGUACAGCAGAUGUGGCCCCUCCUGGGCCAGGCCUGGAGUGGGAACAGUCUAGCGGGCUCUCGGGCCGCGAGGGGUCUGAUAGGGCUGCAUGGUACCCACACUUAUCUGCUUCAGCUCACAGGGACCUGGUACACGAAGGCCUUGGUGAGCAACAUGACCCUGCCAGAGGGGAAGAAGCUCAAGGUCGUGUUCCCCCUGACGGUGACAGCCCGCGGAGGUGGGGACCUGGAGGCCAGGGUCACCUUCUUGAUUAAGGGGCAGUGCCACGUGAAGGAGAUUCCGAUGCAGAAGACCGAGGAGCCCGGCAAAUACAGUGCCUUUGGGGGCAAGAAGUUCAUCUACGUGGAGGAGCUGCCCGUGCAGGACCACUACAUCUUCUACUGCGAGAAGCGAGGCCCAGGGAAGACGUUCGGCAUGGGGAAGCUCAUGGGCAGGACCCCGGAGGAAAACCCCAAGGCCCUGGAAGAAUUUAGGAAAUUUGCACAGCGCAAGCAACUCUCACAGGAGAAAAUCAUCAUCCCUGAGCAGAGGGAAAGCUGCGUCCCCGACCAUGACUAGGGAAGCAGCCACUGGAUCUGAACUGCGCCCUGGAGCUCUCUCCCCAGCAGACCAGCCUUGUACCAGACGGGGUCUCCAGACCUGC